GAGCGAGGGACGCCUUCUCGCCUUCUGCUGCUCCACUCCACUCCUCUCUGAUCUGAUGUGACGCCUGCCUCGUAAACCGAGUCGACCAACCAUUACUAAAUCUUCCCUCUUCCGUGCUCUCCGCCUUCCACUGCUGGUUCCUUCCUUCCUUCCGAUUCAUGGUCAUGGCCUUCUGGGGGGUGGUAGUGCAUCCCGGCGAGCCGUACAUCCAUGAGCCCUCCCGCGGCCGCCGCCUCAAGAUCCGCCAGGCUAUGCUAGGCGAUUAUGGUGAUGCAGGUUGGAGCUUGCUAGAGUGCAAUGUUGGUGAUAAGGAGCCCGUGAGACUCUGUGCAUUGAAUCCUACAGAUGCUUUCAUGUGCCAUCUAAAGCUAGAAUAUGAGGAGAAGGAAACUGUCAUCCUCACAGUUUCUGGGAAUGGCUCUAUUCAUUUGUCAGGAUACUAUAUCCAUUCUUGCAAUGGUGAUCAUGGCCACUGUAGUGACAAGCUCACUCGUAAAUCUGCAAGUGUUACAUGCUUGGAGAGAACACAUAAAGGCGAUGAGGCUGAUGGAAAGAAUGAUGCUUCUCCAAAGGAGCCUAUAAUUAGUGAGGCUGAUGGCAAGAAUGAUGUUUAUCUAAAGGAGCCUAUAGUUAGUGAAGAUGGCGAUGAGGCUAAUGGUAAGAAUGGCGCUUCUCCAAAGGUUGCUAUAGUUAGUGAGGCAGAUGCCAAGAAUGAUGCUCCUCUGAAGGAGCCUGUAGUUAAGAGAAGGGCAACCAAGAAGAGAAGGACCAAAACGUUGGGAAAGGAGCAUAUGCUAAGCGAUCAAAAUAAUAACAUGGGACAGGUGAAUGUUCAAAAAGAUUCUAAAAUCAUGGAGUCCAAUGCAGUGCAUAUUGUGCCAACUCAAGAUCAGGAGGUUACACGUGAAGGCAAUGUUGUCCAAUGUAGUGCGGCUGCUACAAAUCAAAGAAUCCGACAAACAAGUCCUCUAAUAACGGAUAAAGGUCUCUUUUUUAUUGGUGCUACUGAGCUACAAGGUGUCAAAAAACAAAAUGAAGAUGCUGAACAUAGUGGAAGUAUACAUGCUGGAAAGGGUCCUAUCCACAAAGUAACACUCGAUGAUGGGAUAAGAAUAGAGGAUCUGGAUGUGGGAAAGGCUAAUGGCAAAAUUGCAUCUGAUGGCAGCAAGGUUACUGUGAAAUAUGUUUGUAAGUUGAUGAAUGGGCAAGCUGUCGACCCUAUGGAUGACAAUAACAUUCUAAAGUUCAAGCUUGGCAAGUGA
Messenger RNA from Phragmites australis (common reed), 1262 nucleotides. Its product is annotated as peptidyl-prolyl cis-trans isomerase FKBP43-like. The transcript is spliced from 7 exons. NCBI's taxonomy places the organism in Eukaryota, Viridiplantae, Streptophyta, Magnoliopsida, Poales, Poaceae. The record is from RefSeq and is a predicted model, not a curated record. Gene Ontology annotation, molecular function: peptidyl-prolyl cis-trans isomerase activity. Bases 159 to 1262 code for a protein of 367 amino acids.